Molecule: messenger RNA, 1893 nt
Organism: Trichomonas vaginalis G3
Lineage: Eukaryota; Parabasalia; Trichomonadida; Trichomonadidae
Exons: 1
Coding region: 1-1893 (630 amino acids)
Source: RefSeq, a predicted model, not a curated record
AUGAUCGGAUGGUUCUGUUUUUUUCCAAUUUUUACAUUGCAGUAUUCAAUUAAGCUGCGCGCUGUAAUAGACAAGAACCAUCCAUCAUCUGUAAUGUCUCAAAUUGUUCAUAUUCAGAUUCCAGAAAUAAAACCUAAAAAAAUUCUGGAAAUAUCAAUGAGACCUGCUCAGAACAAGGAUGUUACGUUCUUUGUUGACCAAUCUCGAGGUCUAAAACUACAAUAUUCAGAAGAAUUAUUUCAUCGAGUAGAAAAAUUCUUUAUUAAAACAGAUACAAUACCAAAACCAAGACAACUCGACGUAACCUUCAAAAUGGUUAGUGAGUUUAAAGAAAAUGACGAGGUUAUUGUCGAUAUUAAUUAUACUCUCAAUUUACAGAUUAGAAUACUCUUUAUUAUCUCCGUUUUCUCAUUGGCGAUUCUUACAUAUGAUAAUUUCUCAAGAAUUAGUUUAUUCGCAAUAUUUUUCACGUUAUUUUGCCAAAUUUACGGACUUUAUGAUGCUGCUGUAUAUUGUACCGUCAUUCUGCACUAUUACAUUAACUGCAAACGAAUGGACUUUCGGAAAAUUUUAAUUUUUACAAUAUUUUAUUCAAUUUCCGCAAUAUUUUCGCUAAAUGGCAUUGUCAGCUUCAUAUUCCUGAACUUAGUAGUCGUCAAAGAUAACCAAACUCAAUCUCUUACGCUUCCUUAUCUUUUUGACAUAUUAAGACUUUUAAUUUCAGAUGACAGAAGCUAUUCUUUGUCGAUAUUCAAGUUGUUUCUCAUUGCCAUUUACGUUUACACUAAUGUUGUAUCAAAAAUUGCAGAUACUCCACCAAAAACAUUUACAACUGUUAUUUUCGUGUUUUACUUAUUGUAUUUACUCAGUUUAUUGACCAACAGCUUUGAUGACAACGAAAUAACAGCUUACUGUUCAAUGGAACCUUUCAUUAUGACAACUCCCUUUAUUAAUUACACUUCCAAAUGGUUAGUAGAUCUGGAAGAGAAGUUAAAGAAGCCAGUGAACUACUCUGAAUGUGAUUUUUGUAAUUUCACCGCUGCAAAAGGUAGAUAUAAAUCGAAUUCAAAUGUAAAUGACACUUUAGUGGUUACUGGCUUUGGUAAACGUGAUACAGAGAUAGAAUACUUUGUAAGGACAUUCAGAACAUCCCAUUCCAAAGCAAGAAUCAUUCUUUUUACGAAUAGUGAAGAACAUUCAGAAAGAUUAUCCAAAAUUUUGAAAGGAUGCAACGUAAUUGUAAUAGAUAUACCUGAUUUCAAGAAUUUCCACUUCCUUCUCAAGCGAAAAACCAGAUUCCCAUUGAUGUUCGACAUGUUGAACACUAUGCCGCAAUAUUUUAACAGAGUUAUGUAUUGUGAUCUUUACGACACAUUUUUCCAAGGCGAUCCAUUCACAGAAGAGAUAUCUAAUACGAGCAUCACGACUGCCAGUGAGAUUGACUCUCAUCUGAACAGAUGGUCGUAUGUAAGAGCAAGGAAAAUAGCUGGUUGGAAAUGGACGAAAUACGUUCAUGAACAUAAUAUUAACUCUGGAUUUAUUUGUGCAAGUGCACAACACAUGAAACUGAUUUGUGAAUUAGAAAUAUCUGUUUAUGGACCUGAUUUCAAUGUCAGAUCUUCUGAUCAAAUGAUUUUGAAUUUCUUGAUUUAUACUGGACAGUUCAGAUACUUCGGUGUCGAUGUAAUUUACAACGAUUCCCCUGUAUCUCACUAUCCUUCUAUCGCAGGUGAUGUUUCUGGAUAUGAUACAUCUGUACUAGGAAAUAUUUACCACAAACAAACUGGUGUAAAACCUCUUUUGGUCCACCAAUAUAAUAGAAACUGGAAAUACACGAAAACUCUCAACAAAUACUGCCCUGGAUCAGAAUACAAGUUUACUUUGAAGUUAUAA